GUCGGCCUAGCCAGCGAGCUAACUAGUUUGCUAGCGGCUAACUCAAGGAGGACCGUAACGACCCACACCCUACAGGCAAGACAGCUCGCCUGUUCGGUAUUAGAUCAGGGAAAUGAUUCUGAUGUGUGUGUCAAAGGCGUCCAGACUCGUCCCAGAUCGUUGACUCCCUGGUUGUUUUGAAUUUCCAGAAGUGGGAGGACGUGUUUCAUUUGACCACCGGAGGGCAUUGAGGUGACAGCUGUGUGUUUAGCAACAUCAGGCUGUUGAACAACUCUGUUUAUGAGUAAAGGGACAUCCAACAGCUGACCCAUAGAGCCAGCAGGUGAAAGAAGACGGGAGCACAGAGGGAAAACCGGACUAAAAUGCAUCAGACUACAUAACACCACUGAUGCACAUGGCUUUGUUUAAGAGAUGCAUAAUGGGAAAGGAGGUCUAUCUGCAGAGAAUUUGGAGGUGGGAGAGGCCUCUACACCCAGACUCGGCCAAGUGCGGUGACACCUCCAUGACAUACACAGGGCUUCUUUUUGGAAUGAGUUGAUUUUGUCCUCAUAUUGACACAAAGACUGACGGCAGGGGUCUCGCAAAAACUAGGGGACUCUGCUUGACUAUUUGAGUUAUUUUACUUGUAAAGGCAAGGCUAGACUCAUUUUUUUUUAAAAACAUUUUUUAUCAGCCUUUUGAAAAUAAAUUGCAGUUGGACUUUUGUUUUUUUUGGACUUUUGUUUGAUGUUAAGCAGCUUCCCGCAACUGGUUUGGAAGUGAAUUUGUUGUUUAGUUGUUUUCCCCUGCUGACUUAGUUUGAAGCGCUGUCCCUUCUGCCGCCAUCCUCAGUUUCUUCCACCCACCCAGUGCCUAAAUAAGCCCUCUCGGGACAAUCGCAGAAGUCAUCAGCAGCUGCUGCGCUCAAUCCUCUGCCUGUUCUCCUCUAUGUGCUUCUGCUCUUCUCCUGCUGGCUAUCCACCCACUACCUCUUUCAGUUUCUGUUCUUUUUGUUUUUAUAUUCAUUUUCUCUGAGAGGCACAAUCAGAACUCAAGCACAGUGGCGAGAGUUAACGUAAACACUGAGUUUCAGGAGUGUGCGAGUGUCUGUGCUUUUGUGUUCAAGCACUGAAGUGUUACGGUUUCACUGGUGCCAGGGAGCAGUAAGAUUAGAUUUAUUUAUAUUGUCGCACCAAAUACAGUUACAUUAAAGCCAUACAAAAAUAUUUAUGAAUUACCUACACAUAUUUUUGUAUCACAUUGCUCUUGUAUAGUUAUGCUUUUAUAAGCCUCUAUUAAGAUUAUGCACACAAAUUAAAUAUUUACAACAAGCGUUACACAUGCAAGUAACGCUCUAUAUUGCUAUAUAAAAAAAAUCCUCUGAUUUUGAGUGAUUUAUAUAAGUGCCAGGAGACAUUUAGCGUCUGGACACUCUCAUGUUUCCAUUCAGUUGCUGCUUUGCAUAGUGUUUUCAUAGCGUUGUCUGUAGUCAUGGCCCCUCCUCCCACAAAAUCCCCAUAUUCGCCAUUUUGACCUGUAAAGCACCCUUUACAGUAGGUAGACCGAAGAUAUCUACCUCUCUCUCUGUCUUCCUCCCCUCUCUCUCUGUUUCUGAUGCCGGGGUUCAGUGGUGGGGGGGUUGGGGGAGGAGUAGGUGUCCCUGCUUCUGCUCCUCCCCGUCCAUUUCGACCCAGCCGAUAUGUCCCGGUGUCUGCAGCCACCACUUUCCUUGUCGGAUCCACCACCCUCUUCUUCUGCUUCACGUGCCCAUGGUUGUCAGAGUAUCUCUCCUCUGUCAUUCCCAUCUAUAUUGCCGUGAUCUUCCUCUUCACCCUCGCCAACUUCUGUAUGGCCACUUUCAUGGACCCUGGAGUCUUCCCCAGAGCGGAGGAGGAUGAGGACAAAGAAGAUGAUUUCCGUGCUCCACUCUAUAAGACGGUGGAGAUCAAAGGGAUCCAGGUGCGCAUGAAGUGGUGCUCGACCUGCCGCUUCUACCGCCCGCCACGCUGCUCACACUGCUCAGUCUGCGACAACUGUGUGGAGGAUUUUGACCACCACUGUCCUUGGGUGAACAACUGCAUUGGUCGGAGGAAUUAUCGUUAUUUCUUCCUCUUCCUGAUAUCACUUACCACACACAUCAUCAACGUAUUUGGCUUUGGCUUGGUUUAUGUCCUGCACCACCGCCAGCAGCUGGACACGCCACAUGCUGCUGUAACUAUGGCUGUUAUGUGUGUGGCUGGUCUGUUUUUUGUCCCAGUUGCUGGCCUCACUGGGUUUCACAUGGUGCUGGUGGCCCGUGGUAGGACCACAAAUGAACAGGUGACAGGGAAGUUUCGGGGAGGUGUUAACCCUUUCACCAACGGCUGCUCGAAGAAUAUUUCUCACGUGCUCUGCAGCUCCCAGGCUCCCAGAUACAUGGGCCGGUGGCGGAGCCCUCAGGCAGUGGAUGUGCAGCCACCAUUUCUUAGACCGUCUCUCACUGAGGCGCAGCUAGAAGCCAAGGUCCUGGACAACGGCAUCCAGAAUGACCGACACAGCACCAGGUCCAAGAGCAGUCUGGAUCAGAUGGAGAGCCAGUCAGCUGAUGCAGAGCCUCCACCUCCUCCAAAGCCAGAGCUUCGUUACCAUGGCCUGCCCCGGGCUGACACGGAGGAGAGCAGCUUGUUGACUGACGCUCCACCUACGCCGUCAAUGUACAAGUACCGACCAGCCUUCAACAGCCCAGGAAGGAACCACACUGCCCUCACACACCCCAACAAGAUGAUUCGUGGGGAGAGUCUUGACUCUCCAUCUCCCACCAUCCUCCAGUCCAGCCGCCAGCCUAGCUACCGCUCGGAGCCGAGCAGCCUGGAUGGGACCACAGUGGUGGGGGGAGGUGUAGGGGGGCGCAGAGGGGGAGUGGAGAGGGGUGAGGGCCCUGGAGGCCCUAGCGGGACUGCUGGGGUGAUGUCAGGGGGCAUGUCAGGUUACUCCCUGACUGGGCGCUCCUACACCUCCUACCCAUCCUCUCUGGUUCUGUCCACUGGCGGCUCUCGCUCCUCCAGCCUGCGCUCAGCACACACUGCACACAACCCACUGGCCACGCUCCAAUCAGAGGGCACCACAGACACCAGCUACAAAAGCCUGGCCAAUCAAACCCCUCGGAAUGGCAGCCUGUCCUAUGACAGCCUUCUGACACCAUCCGAGAGCCCAGAGUUUGAGUCGGCCGCUCAUGAGCUGUCGCCGCAGAAGCCUCGAGCUCUGUUUCCCUCAGCGACUAUAACAGGCCAGCCCGAGGUGGUGUCACCCAGUAGCCCGCUGCAGGGCUACACGUCGCCCUUCCUCUCAGCUCAAAUUGCCCAGCAGAGGGAGGGGCAGCUGCUCCAGGGCUCUGCCACUUUCUCCUCCCCCCACAGGGCUUACUUGCGUGCCGUCAGUCCGCCUCCUCCCUCCUCCUCUGGGCUUCCUGAGACCCAGCACCUGCUCCAGCAUAACCAGGACUCCUCUUCCCGAGCCCCUCGUAACCUUUCCUCCUCAUCCUCUUCCCCUGGGGCUCGCUCACUAGAGCCCCCUGUCUCCCCACCACCUCGCGGCCUCUCCCUCGGCAAGUCCCAGACUUACAUUGGGGAGGCAGGGCCUCAGCACAAGCCUCGGCCCACAGGAGGAGGCAUUGUGCUGGGAGGGGGAGGAGCCGGAGGAGGGCAACAGGCUCCACAAUCCACCUCUCGUCCAGUCUUGGCCAAUCACACCACAUCCAAACCAGGUGGCGGAGUGAAGAAGGUGACAGGUGUCGGAGGGACCACUUACGAAAUAUCAGUUUGAGUGACAGGCAUCCUUCACGGAGUGGGAACACUCACCGGACUACUUCCACUUGUCUUUUCCCUGAGCUGAACAUUAUUCACGACUGCAGGCUCCUGAAAAAUGACUUUUUUUCUGCUGCAAAGGACUAAAGGAGCAGGCCUGUCUGUUACUCAAUUUGUUAUAUUUGUACGCCACUGGCUACUCUUCUCUGCUAGCCUUUCAGAUUUGAACAAAGAGUAAAAGGGGACACCUAAGUUUUCACAGGAUCAAGUCUUCUCCAUUCAGCCACUCUGUGAGCCAUAGACUGAUGUGAUUGUACGAUCACGGCUGGGUACAGAUGUCUAGAGAACAUGCAUAGCUAUCCAAUGAGUUGCUGUUUUAUUUUGGUAGAUUAGCACACAGAGUAUUGACCACCGUGUGUGACACUUCAGGAAAGGAUGGCCUUUAUCCAGUGGAUGUAGGAUUUUAAGAGGGAGGAUUUGUUGACCAAUAGAAACGUUUUCUCCACUUUCUGAACGGACCACACAACCUGUUUAUCGAUGAGUCAUGGAGAGAAGAGUCCAACCUAUAAACCCGAUCGUUUUACUUUUAUAAAUCUUUUUUUUUUUUUUUAAUAUUGUUUUAUAUAAAUGUAUAAAAUCUUGCAGAUUAUUAUUGGGUCAACUUGUCAGGUAUUGAAGAUGACUAUGGAUGAGGGUGGCAGAUGUGUGUAAUUAUUCAUGAAAGCGAUAUCAAAUCAGUUGCCUGUUUGUAUUUAAUGGCUGCAUCAGCCACUCGUGAGCUCUUGCUGGAAUUUCAUCGUCCAAAGAGAAUGAUGAUCGCUUGGUGGACAGCUGAAGUGGCAAAUAAUUGAGCUUAAUUUUCUGAAAGCCACAAAGAAAUUUUAAAUCACGGUUGCAGCACAAGCAUCUUUGUGGAAUGUACGCUUGUAAUGUUUAUGCUGGAGACAUUAUGCAAAAUCUGUUAGUAGCUUUAAGAUCAUUGUAUGUCUUUUUGCUGUUUUGUUUUUUUUCCUGUUAUGUUCUGUCUGUCAAUCAAGAUGCAGAACCUUUACCAGAUGGCCAGCCAAAUAGGGGCAGCAAGGGAAGGGCUUAUUUAUUUCACCAGACAAGACAACCUUGUAGUUUUGGGCACGAUUUCAAACCAGUCUCUGCCAGUGUCUGUUCUUUCUUUUUGAGAUAAAAAUAGGAAGUAUGAAUAUUUUUUAUGAAAAACUUUAUAAAUGAAAUCUUAAAUGCAAUAUGCCACUGAAUAGAAUUUCAAGGUGGGACUGGUUUGCAAUUCGACUGUGUUGAUUGUUCAUUUUUUGCCUUGAGACCGUAGUUAAGCAUGCACAUUUAAUUUUUUCUAUUGGUUUUGUAUUUUUUACACUUUUCUGAGGAAAAACAAUGUAAGGCAGAUAAGAUUUUAUUUGAUUGACUUAUAAAACUUCUGUAAUGGUACAGUUGUAAAACAUUUUUUACCCCACAGCCAUGUUGAGAAAAUAAUAGAGAAAGGGAGGCGUGUUUGGGAGUUUCAGGAUUGGGCAUUACACUUAAUUUAUUUUUUUCUAUCAAGGCGUUGUUAGCUGUAGAAUGUCAAAACUGGCUGAAUGUAGCACGUCUUAGAGGAAAGUACAUGCUUGAAGCACACAAGUAUCAUCAUUCAACCCAAACGAUCGUGUUAUGAGUUUUCAACCCUUCCAGGCUAUGUCUUCGGUGUGCAUGUGAUUUUUGUUUGUCGUGCUGAAUGCUUCACUGGCGUGCGUACUUGUGAGAAUAUUGUCAAAAGCCCACCAGGUCGAUGUGUGGGUGGUAACAAAAAGAGAAGCAUCAUUAAUGACACCGCAGCCCUCGUACGGAGAUAAAGAGAACCUGUGUUACUUUUCUUCUUGCUCUGGCCAAGGCUGAUGGCCACUGAACAAUUUGAAAACUGUGAGUACAGUAUGUAUACUUCUGUGAGAUAAAAUAUCGCUAUUGUGGGCUGUGACAAAAUGGAACGAGUUUCAAAAAUAUCUGUAACGAGUACAUUAAAGACAUUUCCAAAAUGGCCUUAUAAAGAAUUUUUAAAAAGAUGUCUUCUCAGAAUAAAAAGGUCAAACUAA
Molecule: messenger RNA, 5842 nt
Organism: Cottoperca gobio
Lineage: Eukaryota; Metazoa; Chordata; Actinopteri; Perciformes; Bovichtidae
Product: palmitoyltransferase ZDHHC5-like
Exons: 13
Coding region: 1594-3780 (728 amino acids)
Biological process (GO): protein palmitoylation
Molecular function (GO): palmitoyltransferase activity
Source: RefSeq, a predicted model, not a curated record